This is a messenger RNA of Oryzias melastigma (Indian medaka), 5258 nucleotides long. RefSeq names its product phospholipase B1 (gene plb1). Gene Ontology annotation, molecular function: A2-type glycerophospholipase activity; retinyl-palmitate esterase activity; phosphatidylcholine lysophospholipase A1 activity. Lineage: Eukaryota; Metazoa; Chordata; Actinopteri; Beloniformes; Adrianichthyidae. Gene Ontology annotation, biological process: phospholipid metabolic process. The transcript has 43 exons. Gene Ontology annotation, cellular component: brush border membrane. The coding region runs from base 515 to 3949 and encodes 1144 amino acids. The record is from RefSeq and is a predicted model, not a curated record.
AAGCAAAAAUUUAAAUUAAGUACGCAUAACACAUACAACAUAACAUUUUAAAAAAUGUAAGCGAACAAAUUUACCAGAAAACAAGACUGAGAAAACAAGCAAACACAUUUAAUUGUAAUAUAUUAUUAUUAUUAUUUUAGUUUAUUUAAAAAAAUAUAUUUUUCAAUAUAAAUAAAGUUUAGAAUAAAAUGCAAAAUGGGUUUAUACUCAAUAAACCCACAUAUGAGGCUCUCAGCUUCUAUCUGUUUGCUCAAAAAUUAAUUUAAAAAAAAAUAAAGAUAGAAAAAAUUAAAAAUAAAGAAAGAAACAUAUUAUAUUCUUUGAAGAAAGUAUAUUUUUGCCUCAUCCAUCAGUGACAAAAAAUAAACAUCAUAAUUCCAAUUCUGCCACUAAUCACCCCUUUGUUAUCACACCAAACACGCACAUUUUUGAAAUCUAAAACAUUGGAGAUAUCAGAUGAGAUUAUAUAACUUUAUUGCUUUUUGGGGAAUUAUCAGAUGAAAACGGCAGGAGAAUGGUUAUUUAUGAUCCACGGGUUAAAACUUUGCCCCCUUUGGGGCUCUUUCCUCACCUCACAGUCGUCACAGCAGCAGUAUACUUUUACAACCGCGGGAAAGCUUCCUGCCUGUCAGGUAAAAAAAGAUGCGACGAGCCAGCAGCCUGUCAGUGUGAGCAGCACUCUGGCAUCAUCAUGACCUCGGCCUCGCUCCUGAUUCUGGUAGCCCUCGUUGGAGCCACACUAACAGGUUCUUAUGAGGCAAAGGUGAUAGAAAAAGGAGAUCAAUCUCAAAAGAUUCAGACAGAAAUGUAUAUUCCUGAGCUCUGCUCACCAACACCUGUCUCCUCAACUCAACCCACAUCAGUUCAUUCUCUGACUCCUGCCGAUGUCAAAGCGCUUUAUGUUCUGGGAAUUCCUGCCUCACAAAGAAGUGAAGCUUCCAGAGUUCUCAAUGGAUUAGCAGAGCUGCUCUCCAUGUUGAAUCCGGAGAUGACCACUGAGCAUGUGGAUGAGACCUUAAUGGAGUCCAGGAGUUUAUCAAAAGAAGCUCAGGACCUGGUACUCUCCAUUUCCCACCAGCAAACAGACUGGAAGGUUGUCCUGGUGCUCGUCCCUGCAGACGGGAUCUGUUCCUGCUCGCCACAGGUUGCUGACGAUAUUAAAAGUGCAGUUCAGGAAGUGGAAGCAGCUCUGCAGAUCUUGCAGGAGAAGUUGCAUCGCACUCUGAUCCAUGUGGCAGUCUGGAGUGGAUCUCAUGAUAAGUGUAAAUGUAUGACGGAGGAGGGCAUAAACCAGCGUCUUCAGAAAGCUAUUGUUCUGCAAGCACUUCAGAACUCGUUAAAUCAACUCUUAGAAAAUCCCAAAUGGGAAAGCAGAAAGGACGACUUUGCUGUUGUGAUGCAGUCCUCCCCAGUGAUCCUUGAAUCCGAGUCACCUGACGCAAACACGUGGGCUGUGCAGAAUGAAUUAGCUCUUCAGCUGUGGUCAAAUUUGCUCCAGGCAUCGACAAACCCGGCCCGGACCCUGGGUAUCCCCUGUCCCACAGUGGAGCGGCCUUUUCUGAGAACCCAGAUCAACUCCCCCACCGUGACUCUCAGAGACUCAUCACGAGCAGACAAUUUGGGUUCUGACUUAACCUGUGUUGAUCGAGCUCCAUCACCUACGACCCCCACAUCAGUUCAUGAGCUCCGGCCUGGAGACAUCAAGGUGGUUGGCACUCUAGGCGACUCUCUGACUGCAGCCAAUGGUGUGGGUGCAAAAACCGACAACAUUCUCCUCCUGCUUACCGAGUACAGAGGGCUGUCGUGGAGCAUUGGUGGUGAUGAAAACCUGACGACAGUGACAACUCUGCCAAACAUCCUGAAGGAGUUUAACCCCGCCGUGACAGGAUAUUCCACUGGGACUGGUAGCAAAGACAGUCCAAACGCCUUUCUUAAUGUGGCCGUACCCGGAGCACAGAGCGAUGACAUGGUGUCUCAAGCACGCGCUCUGGUGGACAAAAUGAAAAAUGAUGAGCGCAUCGAUUUCAACAAUGACUGGAAAGUCAUCACUAUGUUCAUUGGUGGCAAUGACAUCUGUGAUUACUGCAAGAACAGCAUCCAGUACUCGGCUCGGAAUGUGGUCAUCCGGAUCAGUCAGGCUCUGGACAUUCUCCACCAAGAAGUUCCCCGAGCUAUUGUCAAUCUGGUGGAGAUGUUGUACAUCUCACCUCUGCGUGAGCUGCACAAUGACCCCUCUUUGGGAUGUCCCACCUGGUUUGUGGGCAUAAUUUGUUCCUGCAUAGUUAAACCCCAAGAGGAUUCAGCAGAAGUUCAGCAGAUCCAUGAGUUGAAUCGAGCUUACCAGCUCGCUAUGAGACAGCUGAUUGACAGCGGUCGCUAUGACACACAUGACAACUUCACCGUGGUGCUGCAGCCUUUCUUUAGAGACGUUGUACUCCCCAGAUUACCCGACGGCCGGCCUGAUCGCUCUUACUUUGCCCCUGACUGUUUUCACCUCAGCCAGAAAGCGCACACCGCCAUGGCUCAGGCUCUCUGGAACAACAUGUUAGAACCAGUGGGAGACAAGACGUUCACUCAGAACUUCACAGAAGGCCUUGAAUUGAAAUGUCCAUCAGAGACAAAUCCAUUCAUACGAACUGCUAAUAACAGCGACUACACCUAUAAAGGACCUCCACCCACUCCUGCUCCGGCCACAAACUGGGGAAGCGACUUCGCUUGUGUUAACACAGCUCCAUCUAACACUGUCCCCACUUCCGCUCACAAAGUACGACCAGGUGACAUCAAGGUAGUGGGUGCUCUGGGAGACUCCUUAACGGCCGGUUUUGGAGCCAGAGCAGAGAACAUUUUAGGGCUGCGGAACGAGGACAGAGGCGUGUCGUGGAGCAUUGGAGGGGAUGAAACUCUUGAGACGGUCACAACUCUGCCAAAUAUCCUCAAGAAGUUUAAUCCUAAUAUCAAAGGAAUGUCAUUUGGGGUUGGAAAAGAACAAACAGGCUUUAACAUGGCGAUCUCUGGGGCAAAAAUCUCAGGCAUCCCAGGGCAGGUCAGAAAUCUGAUUGACAACAUGAAAGCUGAUCCUAGUGUGGAUUUUGAGAAUGACUGGAAGCUUGUGACCCUCUUCAUCGGAGGCAAUGACCUGUGCCAGUACUGCACUGACCGGGCCUCCUAUUCACCGAAGAACUACAGCCAUCACAUGAUGACAAGCUUGGAUAUGCUGUAUGAAGAGGUUCCACGAAUAAUUGUGAACGUCUUGGAGAUUUUGGAGAUCGAAGGCCUUCGCAAGAUUAAGAAGAACACAUUGGGAUGCAACUUGAUACAACAGUUUGUGUGUCCCUGUUUCCUGGACCCUGGAGAGGAUUCUCCAGAGCUGGCUGAGGUCAAACGGGCCAAUCGGCAGAUGCAGGUCGAGACUGCAAACCUGGUUUAUGGGGGUCGCUACAAUGGCAGAGAAGACUUUGCCGCGGUUGUCCAGCCGUUUUUCAGAAACUCCAUCCUUCCUCUAGAUGCUGAUGGGAAACCUGAUACUACCUACUUCUCUGUGGACUGUUUCCACUUUAGCGAACGAGGACAAGCUGACAUGGCGGCCGCCCUGUGGAACAAUAUGAUGGAGCCAGUUGAUGACAAAAUGACAUACAACAAUUUCCGAAAUAACAGAAGCAACAUUAAAUGCCCGACAGAGGAGCAUCCUUACAUCUUCACUCAGGUGAACAGCAUGCCCACUUUGAGCACAACCAAAGCUCCAGGUCUUUCCACAAUGGUCCCACCACAGAGCACAGACGAGUCCUUUAAGACCGAUUGCUCAGGGAAAGUGGAAGCAUGGGUCGCCGGUGUGGUGGCUGUCGUCGGUCUGCUGGUCGGCAGCGCCGUCGUUGGACUCUUCUUCUACUGCAAAAACAAGAAAAGCAAGAAGAAGCGAUCUGGAGUGGAGAUGAAGGGCACAACAUUUUGAAAUGUUCCAAACCGUCCUCAGAAAUCCAAAAUCGCUAAAAACAAUAACAACCACCACAUUAUUUAAAGUGACUUUGGGAGGUGUAUUUGCUUAGUUAAAGUGUUUUUUAUGUAACAUUUAGUGAUGUAGAUUUAAUAACUGGGCGCCUCUCAACCACAAUUUCUGAAAAACAAACAAACAAACAAAAAAUAAACAGAUGCAGAUGUAACUUAAGAAGGAAUCAAUUCCAACCUGAAGUACAUAAAAUCGCAGUAAGAGGUUUACGGUGAAAAGUGUUUUUCCCAUAUUUAUACAUUACUGUUGCUUUAAGUUUAAAUGAAUAUUUAAACGUUGUAGCUGGUCUAGCAACAAACUCUAAAAGCACAUAAUUACAACCUAUGCUAAUUUGCAAACAAAAAACAUGAAUGCACUUAUUUUUGUUUUUGUAAACACAUACUAAUUACCAUAGAGCGUCAAUGAGAUUUUUAGCGAUUGUCAAAAAACUUGCCAAAAAAUUGAAUUCAACCAAAGUAAGGCUAACUAAGUUGUAAUUUUCUUUUUCUAUUCAAGAAAACAAUUGCUUGUUUGUUCUUUUCAAAAGUGGUUUGGAGAGGGUAAACUAAGAGCUGCAUCUACUAUGUGAUAUAGACAGGUUGUCAAGGAAACAUCUAAAAGUACAAAAUAUCACCAAAUAAUAAUAAUACAUGCAGCAGAGCGGCUUAGACUGCAAUUAUGAGGUUUAUUAACAGGUAUACAGUCUGCAGUCAUAAAAACACUAGAACAUUUGUUAUGACCACUCUCCAAUCAGUCAUCUUUUUCCAUUUAUUUGAUUUUACAAACUAAAAAGAUGUCAGUUGUGUCUUAAUUGAUCCUUAACUAAUAGUUUUUAGUCUCCUUGUGUGAGACUAAAACUGUAAUCCUACUAUAUAACAUCUAAGAUUUUGGAGAAUAUGGUCAAUUACUGUUUAUUAAUGGGAAUUCCUGUAUAUAGUAACAUAAUUUAUUAACUAAAUUAAAAUCUGCAUUUUAGUGCAUUUUGUACAAAAGGUAUUGCACACAAUCAGUUACAGUAUUUUUUUGUCUGCACAAAAUUUUACACAAUCAUUGAAACUAAUGUUGAUUCAAUCGUUGUAUUGGAGGUCAUCGUUAAUUUCCUUCCUUUGUUAAAUGUGUUAAAUGAAGUAAGUUAUUCUGUUUAUUUACCAUUCCUUUCAAAUCAAGUGCAAUGAAUGUAAUUUAAAAACAUGAGCACAAAUGACAAAAGUAUAUUUAGUAAAGUUUUUUUUUAUCUUGACUGUGUUCAUUUUUAAUUAAAGUCUACAAACAUCCA